AUUACUGUGUUUUUUUUUAUCAGUAAGUUUUUUUCGUUCAUGUGAUGUCAAUCAGAUUAUCGUAUUUAAUAUUUGUAUGACGAACAGUUUUUGUAUGCUAUUGUAGAGUUGAAUAUAUGUGUCAAAGUUAACGAACAUCGAACAGUGAGAAAAGAAGUUUUCGAAAAGUUUAUAAAAAGGACAUUUUUCGAAGUGAUUUUGUUUCGAGAAUCAACGAUGGAAUCAAAAAACGAAGUCUUCGUAAUAUCGUUGGACGCUGUUGACGUGAAUUUGUUGCCAACAAGUUACAAGUACGCUCACGAGAAAAUCGUUCCGCUUUGGACUAAAAGCAACUUGGAUUUGAGGAAUAAUGAUUAUUACGAAUUUGAGAUUAGAUCAAAUGAAUGUAUUCAACCGAUAGAUAAGAAAAACGUUACUAUCGAAUUUAUGGCAUGUCAUAUUUGUGACAUGGAUGUACCAAGAGUUUAUUUGAACGAACACAACAAAAGCUUCAAGCACAAAUUCAAUACGAAAAUAGCGGACGUCGCUUUAAAGCGCUUGCAACUAUACAUGACAAGAAACGACAACACAGAUUCAGAAAAUAUCGAAAGAGAUCCUUCUAAAUAUUACUGUCUGGAAUGUUCCAUAAUUGUUGAUCGUAAAGAUGAGAUCACUCAUAAAAAAUCGAUGCCGCAUAAAAAUUCAGUUCUAUUCGAAAGAUUUCUAAAGGAUUUCCUUCAUUUGUAUACGAAUGAUGAUCAACUCGAUGUUGAAGACACGCAAGAUAUUAAAACGGAAACAGUUGAUACAGAUAACGAAUUUAAAAUCGAAUCUAAAAGAGACCAAGUAGAUAAUAAAAGAAUUGCAAAAAAUCCGACAGUUACAAUAGUCGAUAAACCUAAGAUGAAUCUGGAAGACUAUUUAACGAUUUUAAAUAACAAAGUUAAUACCAAACCGAUGUUUUUUAAAGCAAAUGGUAAUUAUGUCGAAAUCGAAGCACUAGACGGAAGUGUUGUUAGAGUUUCCGAAGAGAGUUUUCACGCCUUGAGAAAACUGGGGCAGAAAUUCAUCCAAUGUAUGAUAUGCAAAGAUAUAUUCGAUUUGAAAUCGUAUAAUGAGCAUAUACUGAGCGACGGUCAUAUGAAGAUGGUGAGCCUACCUUUAAAAGACAAGCAUUGUGAGCGACAGAUCAGUGACUCGUGGAGGCACUGCUUGGUAUGUAACGCAAUCAUUGAAUGUACCGAUUUACACACACUUUGUAAUACAGACCACAGUAACAAUUUGCAAAAUCUACUUAUAUCUGAUAAAGUAAAUGAAAUUCACAAUGAAAGUGAUACAAAUGCAGAUUUCAGAGUAAACGAAACAGUUAGUGAGCGUAAACUUUUGUACAAUGACGUUUUAAAGAGUAUCCCUUCAAAUGAACCAAAAAAUAAUAAUGCAAUCGUCUCUUACAUUGAUACGAAUAUUAAUAAUAAUAUAGACGAGAUACAAUCAACUAUUAAUGACGAAACAAAUAGAAAAAGAUUCUGCGAUGCGUGUAACGUGUCGAUAAGUACAAAGAAAAUGAAAAAACACGAGAACACAAUGAAACAUAUUUUCAAUACAAUGACUGAUAGUCAUUACUUGCUUAAAAUUGUUGACGUAAAUCUUCUCCGAUGUAAAGUUUGUGAGGUUGACGUUCGUAAUCAUUACGACGAUAUUGAUAACCAUUUCAGUCAUGCGGAUCAUGUUAACAAUUACGACAAACUAUUAAACGCGAACAGUAUUAUAAAGAUAGAUAAAAUUACGUACUACUGUGCUAAAUGUAAUGUUUCUAUCUUGUUUAAAAACGAAUUUUUACACAUAGAAUCGAGAGAACAUAAAAUUCAAUCGAAUUUAGAUGUUAAACCAAAUAUGAUUAGAGAAAUUGAUGAAACAGAAAAUCGAAAUGAUACGAUUGAUAAACCAGCUGUUGAACCAGAAACAAACGUUGGGGAAAUUGUCGAACCAAAGGUUAAUACUACGGUUGAACAAACAAAAAAUGUCAGUAACAUUGUUGACCCAGCUGCAGAUGUCUGUAAAAUUGUCGAACCAGAUACAAAUGUUAGUAAAAGUGUUAAACCAGUUACAAAUGUUACUACUACGAUUGAACAAACAAAUAAUGUUGCUGAAAUCGUCAAACCGGUUACAAAUGUUAGUCAAAUCGUUGAAUCAAUUCCAAGUUGUAGUAAUGUUGAUAACUCUGAGAAAAAUGUUAAAACAGUUACAAAUAUAAAUAAAGCUGAAACAAUAGGCAACGCUGACGAUCCAAAUUAUUAUUUCUGUCACGUCUGUCAGGUUAAAGUUCCGAAUAAUUAUCACAAUAUUAAAGUUCACACUGAGGGACGACCUCAUAAGAAGAAUUUGGACCAAUUAGAGGCGAAACUUGUCAAAAAACGUGAAUGUAUGAACAAAGGUUCGGAACAAGCAAAUUAUCUAUUGUCCGAAACGAAAACUUUCGGUGUUAUAAAUUGUAUUAUUUGCAAAGUUGAACUGUCAAAGAGUGAGGCGAAUAUAAAGACGCAUCUUCAAGGCGUCAGCCAUACGAUCAAAUAUAAAAUGUUCUUAAAAGAAAAUCGAUUAGUCGUUAUCGACGAUGACGUUUACUGUGCUGUGUGUGUAGUUCAAGUCGGCAGACGUUGCGAAAUAUCUCAUUGUACUGGUAAAAAGCAUAUAACGAAUUUGAAGGCUUAAAUUACACUUUUACGGCGGAAAAUAUCUUGAGCGUUCGACUUGAUAAUUGUUACAUCAAACCUUCUACAUGGUUGUGAGGUAAGGUAUAGAUGCCUCCGAGGAGUAGGUCUCAUCUGACAGAUUUUCUAAUCAGCAUAACGAAAGGGAAUAUUGUAACGUGAUGCGUCACAAUUAAGAUCUUUUUGGACACUGUCAAGAUGAAAAAAGUUUCCAUAUCUUGGGCAUAUGUUCAGGUAUCAGAGAAUUAACACGUGCAUGUAACAUCAUGAUGACAAAAAUGGCAACAAGAAUAAGGAGUAACUGACUGACAACCAACGUGAUAGAGGCACCUCAAGAAGAGGACGAUGACGAAACAAGACGUCACAUGACGGCCGGUUCAAACAAAAUUGAUCAUGUGCUAUUAAAUAACAUACACAAUAAAUAGAAUGUCAACGUUUGCGAUUAAUUCAUUCAAAUACUAGAUAACGCAAAGUAAUCUCUUUUUUAUUAAUUAAAACUCUGAAUCCUCGGCUUUCCUCUACUAUAGUAUGCACCUUAUACCUUUUGAAUCGCUGUACCUUAAUAUACAUUAAUGUACCGCAAUCAAAUCUGUUGCGCUGUUUAAAAGAUUUAAUCGUAUAGACGCAGGGCAGCUGUUUUAUAUCGGUAUCAUGUCAGGGGGAAUUAUCUGGUUUCUUACAAAUCUUUUAUAUUCUAUUCCAAGCGUAACAGGAAAAAAGUUAAAUAAACAACAUUUGACAGUAAACUGACGCGGUAUAGAGCUUGAUUAAUCUAUGAUAUUCACUAUGGAUUUGAAAGAAAAUGGCGUCUUGAACGUCGACGAAACUGCUAUCGGAAUUUUUGAAGUGAAAUUAAAGAUGAUUUAAGCAGUUAAGUGUAAUAGUUUUGUAUUAUAAAUAAAGAUGUAGUAAUCAUAAACUCUUAGUAGUGCACAAUAUAGCCGAGUUAUUAGUGAAUCGCACUAAAUACGUACAUAUAAGUUUUGUUUAUCUGUAUUGCAACUUCGAUUGGAAUAGGCUAUAUAUAAUACUUCUUAAAGGACAUUGCAAACGAGGCGAAAUAAAACUGGUUUAAUAAUCAGAAACAAGAUUUAACACUAACAGAUAUGGUUAAGUAAAAUAUACUUUUUUUUUUUUAAUGUGACACUUAUUGGCGCGCUUAGGUGACUCGUAUAUUGUGACGCUCUCUUAUGCCGUAAUGUCCCCUCCAUACUUUAUAGUUAGGUAUUCUCCUGUGAUUAGAGCAGACCUGUGGUCAAAUCACGUUGACGCGCCCCAUUCUUUUUCCCAAUAGUUUCAGUGCAAAGAAAGCCGUGAGGGACUUCUAUUGUUAUUUGUUAGCCUCAGAUUUUCUAUCUGGGUACACGCACUAAAUUAAAUGUCAGAAGAAAUUCAGUCGGCUGGAAAUAUGAUCUACUACGUCUGGGUUGAGCUACCAUACCCUUCCCUUCGUGGAAAAUAGAGCAGCGCGUUUUACUUACUAAAUCCUAAAUAAAAUAUAAAAAAACUCAUUACGAUCACGAACCCACCGAGAUAACCAUGUACACUUUGACAGCUUCAAAGUUCCUAAAAAACUAAAUAUUAAAGAACGUCAUGUACGACGAAAUCACAACGGAAAUAUUUUUUGUCUAAACAAUAUUACAUAAAUUUAAUGUGUUUAUUGUGUUGAAUGGUGUUUCGAAGAUGAUAUUUGAAAUUUCUAACGCACUGCC
This is a messenger RNA of Vanessa atalanta (red admiral), 4402 nucleotides long. RefSeq lists its product as uncharacterized. Gene Ontology annotation, molecular function: nucleic acid binding; zinc ion binding. The coding region runs from base 217 to 2691 and encodes 824 amino acids. The record is from RefSeq and is a predicted model, not a curated record. NCBI's taxonomy places the organism in Eukaryota, Metazoa, Arthropoda, Insecta, Lepidoptera, Nymphalidae. The transcript is spliced from 4 exons.